This is a messenger RNA of Trichophyton verrucosum HKI 0517, 573 nucleotides long. RefSeq lists its product as uncharacterized. The coding region runs from base 1 to 573 and encodes 190 amino acids. The record is from RefSeq and is a predicted model, not a curated record. Gene Ontology annotation, molecular function: ATP binding; protein kinase activity. NCBI's taxonomy places the organism in Eukaryota, Fungi, Ascomycota, Eurotiomycetes, Onygenales, Arthrodermataceae. The transcript is spliced from 2 exons. Gene Ontology annotation, biological process: protein phosphorylation.
AUGUCAUCACCAGUCCCUGAUCUUGACGGUGCUGCCGUUCCUGAAGAGCAAAUCCUUGGUUAUGGCAGGUCGGGGUUGGUAAUUCGUGUCGAGAACACCGCGCUCAAAAUACCUUUACGCUACAUUAGGAGCAGCGAUGACGAGGUUGAGAUAAACACUGAAGUUAUACAACGGGAGCAGGAGGCCUAUCGACGCUUAGGACAAUGUGAAGGCGUUGUGGCCUGCCUCGAAAUGUCAGAGAAAUCUACCCGGCUUGCUCUAAUGGAAAAUGGUGAUCUCCGCUCCUAUAUCACCAAAAUUCGGCCGUCGAGGUUGCUUCAGCUCUUCUGGUUCCGUGAAAUUGCUUACACUCUUUCUCGCAUACAUGAUCGUCGCGUGAUCGUCGCCGAUGUCUCAAGUCGAAACCUCCUUCUCGAUGCCGACCUUUCUAUUAAAUUCUGUGACUUUACCGAGUCAUCUAUACUCCCAUUAAUAGCAAAUAUAGAGGCUGCCAACGACAAUGGGUAUUCAAUUCAGACAGACAUUGGUCAACUCGGAGCUGUGAUAGUCGGCGACUUCUAUGUCGAAAAUUGA